Molecule: messenger RNA, 2224 nt
Organism: Rubroshorea leprosula
Lineage: Eukaryota; Viridiplantae; Streptophyta; Magnoliopsida; Malvales; Dipterocarpaceae
Source: the annotation of a GenBank genome assembly
CCCAUGUCCUCUGUCUUAACCUUAUUCACGGCAUAUCCAUCUUCCCCACAAAGAAAAAAUCGGCCUCGGUGCAACAAGUUCGGGUCCGGAUCUUAAUUAUGAUGGGGCUGUCUUUUGCGAAGCUGUUCAGUGGGCUUUCUGCGAAUUCUUAUGGUAGGUCUUGAUGCCGCUGGUGAGGUGAGACCGCCGUUCUGUAUAAGCUCAAGCUUGUAGAGAUUGGUGUAAUGUGGAGACUGUGGAGUAUAAGAACAUCAGCUUCGCCGUUUUAAAUUUUCUUUAUUGUUUGGGCCCAGGUUCACUUCUUUUGCCAGUAAUUCAUGCUGAUUAAGCUUCUUUUGAUUUAAUUUUGUGAGUUCAUGAUCAGUUAAGGGUUUUAGUGUCUUGAUGAUAUUUUCUGUGAAUGGUCAAAGAUCUUUAUGACCAUACAAAUCAAUCGUGGCUAUGAUGAAAGAUUCUUCCUUUUUGUCAAUUGAAAGAAAUUUAUUAUCUGGAUCUGCUGUUUUUAAUGCAGCAGCAUGGAAGAACAUGGAGGAUCCAACGAUUCCAUCUUCAGAAUUCCAGGCUUGUUUAAAAUGCGUAAUGAACAGGCUUAUACGCCCUAUAAAUUUUCAAUUGGUCCCUGGCAUUUCGGUAAAACACAGGUGUUGCGCUCGGGACAAAAUUUGAAAGAGUCCGCUCGUGAAGGACUUCUUGCUCGUUUCCCAGAUCCAGCAGCAAAGAGAAGAGAGUUGGAAGAAGCCAUACAUAAUGCGUAUGAUCAGGCUAGGGAAUGUUACGAGGGAGGGGAUGUUUAUCAUGGGAGAGAAGAUAUGGAUGUGGCCAGAAGAGAAUUUGAGGAAAUCUUGCUACUCGAUGGUUGUUUUAUUAUCGGGUUGUUCCGCAAGCGUACUGAGAUGGUCAGUGAGAAUGAUGAGCGGGGAUCCAUACAAGAAAAUGAGUUUGUACACUUGUUAACGGGUAUGACUCAUGUCAUUUAUCACGACCUAUUAUUGUUAGAUAACCAAAUACCUUGGUUUGUGCUUGAGCUUUUGUUUGACGCGACCAAUAAGGACCCUCAAUUCAUCAAUUUUACAUUGGUUGACCUGGCCAUGAGUUUCUUUGGACAUGUUUGCUGUCAUGUACCUCCUCAAGAACUUCCAAAGCUUUCAUCAAGGGAUAGGUAUCACUCAAGUAUCAGACACCUGGUUGAUUUUGUGUGGCGUUGCUGGGAUGUCUCAUCAGAAAGGGUAGUAAUAAACUUUGACUUGUUGGAUUAUGGGACCCUUAUUCCAUCUGCCACCAGACUCAAAGAGGCGGGAGUCAAAUUUCAAAAAGUCGAGUCAAGAAACAUCUUGGAUGUAAAAUUUAACAAGGGCGUCCUCGAAAUCCCACCUUUGCAGAUUACUCCAUCGACAGAAACCAUCUUCAGGAACCUCAUCAUCUUUGAGCAAUGUAGCCGUAUUUCCAUGCCAAAGGUGACAAGUUACGCCAUACUCUUAGAUUGCCUGGUCGACACCUCAGAUGAUGUGCAUUUAAUGAAUGAAGUAGGAAUUCUUGAUAACGGGUUAAACCCUGAGGAAAUGGCUAAUUUCUUGAACAGAGUCCGUGAUAACACUGUUACGCAAGAGGUCAUUUAUGCAAAACUUCGCAAAGAUGUCAACGAAUAUUGCAAGAGGAGAUGGCCGAGGUGGCGAGCUUAUUUGAUCCAGAACUAUUUUACUAAGCCAUGGGCUAUCGUUUCUGUAAUUUUUGCCACGAUCGUUUUGAUUUUCAUGAUCACGCAGGUUUUCCAUUUUUACAAAAAACAUCAUGCAGGUUUUUAGAUUAGAAAAGAAACUAUCCGUUGCUCUGUAUUAUCUUUUUUUAUCAAUAUUGUAUCAAUGUAUCUUUUUUGCUUGCUAUCCUUUGCUCAGUAGAAUCUUUUGAUCAAUAUUGUAUCGAUCUAUCUUUGCUUUUCAUUCAGAAGUUGUGUGCGCUACAAGGAAUCGAGCCAGGGAAUCAUCAAUAUUGUUCUGCAUCAGAUCUGGAUGUCAAAUAAUGAAGGUUCCAAGAUUACUCGUUCCCUCUCAUGCCAAGAAGUGGUUAAGGUCACAUAACAAAUUAUUGGGGCCACCCAAAAAUGCUUUUUAUUUAUUUAUUUUUUCUAUAAGCAAUCAGUUACAGUAUUUAAAAUAUCAAUGUCAUGUUGAUCCAAUUCUGAUUUUUGUUCAGUUUAGAUAUGUAUUACUAAAAAUUAUUGUAUAAA